Messenger RNA from Coregonus sp. 'balchen', 16826 nucleotides. NCBI's taxonomy places the organism in Eukaryota, Metazoa, Chordata, Actinopteri, Salmoniformes, Salmonidae. The record is from the annotation of a GenBank genome assembly.
CUGUCUGACUUUGGGCUGUACACCUGUGUGGCCACCAGCUCCAGUGGGGAGACCUCAUGGAGUGCCUUCCUGGAUGUCAGAGGUAUAGUAACAAUGUGUCCAUUUGAUUUACUGUCCCUUCUACACUCUUAGAAAAACAGGUGCUAUCUAGAACCGAAAAGGGUUCUUCGGCUGUCCCUGUAGGAGAACCCUUUGAAGAACCCUUUUUGGUUCCAGGUAUAACCAUUUUGGUUUCCAUGUAGAACCCUUCCCACAGAGGGUUCUACAUAGAACCCAAAAUAGUCCCUGAUUGGCAGAUGAGUGGCAACCCUGAUUAGAAGCUGCUCAUCUGUUGUUCUUUACAAAUGCAGUUUGGAAUGAAAGAAAAUGGUACGUACACACUGAAGAAGGCUGUAAAGCCGAAACGUCUGUGUAUACUAUCUCUGAUGCAGUAAAACAUUAAAAACAUCAAAUAAUGAAGUAAGCUUUAUGCAACAUAUUUUUGAGUGCGAACCCAUUACACCUCUUUGUUUGUCUGAAUUCAUGUGUUUUACGCACCAGCCAAGCUUCUGGGAGAGCGCCAUGGUUCUCUUUUGAUUACCCAAAAUAGUUCUACCUGGAACCAAAAAGGGUUCUCCUAUGGGGACAGCCAAAUAACCCUUUUGGAACCCUUUUUUCUAAUAGUGUACACACCAUUGAUUGAAGCCAUCCACCUAAUGCGUUCCUUUCUCCUUCAAUCUGCCUUGUCCAGUGAAAGAGCCUGUUCUCCUUUUCUCCAUCUCAGAGUCCAAUGACCUCACAGACUCCAUGUCCCACAAUGCCAGUGCCCUACCAGGGCCUCCUUCCAAGCCAGAGGUCACUGAUGUCACCAAGAACACUGUCUCAUUGUCAUGGGAACCUGGGCCCGAGGAGGGCUCCACAAUCUCCUCCUAUGUCAUUGAGGCCUUUGGGUAUGUCUGGGAACCUUGGUCCUUAGCGAAGCUGCAGUAAAUUACCCCAAACUUUCAGAACAAUGACAGAUGUAUGCAUUUAUGUGGGCAUAAGGGUAACUGGCACGUUCAGGGCAAGCACAUACAUCCUAGGGCUAUUGCAGAAUAGUCUGUAUACAAGAAUAAUGUACAGUCCAACAAGGUUGAUCAGGGUUUAUUUGAACCACUAAAAAGUGUUUAGGUUUGGUUUCAGACUAGAGUUGCAGAUGUCUUGAUUUUGCUAGUUAAAUUAGCUAAGUGAAAAACAAUAGGACUACUGUAGCUAUGGAACGCUAUUACCGUAAAAGCUUUUCUUGGCUUCACUAAAUAUCUUCCUCCUGUUUUCUCUUUGAGCAGUCAGCUUGUCAGCAACAGCUGGCAGACUGUGGCUGACCACGUGAAGACUACACAGUUCACGGUCAAGGACCUGCGACCCAACACGGUCUACCUGUUCAUCAUCAGAGCGGUCAACGCCCAGGGUCUCGGAGACCCCAGCCCCAUGUCUGAGCCUGUCCGCACCCAAGGUACUGUACCCAACCAACCACUCUUGCCAUUAUAACAUUUUCAUAAGGUUUUGAUUGCAAUUGGCAUCAUCCUCUUUCUCUCUCUCUCUCUCUCUCACUUUCUCGCUCUCUCUGUCUCUGUCACUCUCUCACUUUCUCUCUCUCUUUCUCUCUCUCUCUCUCACAGACAUCAGCCCUCCGGUGCAGGGUGUCGACCAUCGACGUGUCCAGAAGGAGCUGGGUGAUGUGGUGGUCAGCAUGCACAACCCUGUGGUCAUCAGCUCCACCUCUGUCCAAGUCACAUGGACUGUGAGUACAACUGAUAUGAAUCUAUACUAUGAAUUGUUUUUAUUGUUGCUUGUCGACAGAAUUGCAGUUAACAGUUUGACCAUCUUUAAUGGGACUCAACAAACACACUUUAACUUAACAUUUUGACUUGCAGAGCCCAAUUAUUAAUUUAUUUAUAGAUGUCACAAUGAGGAACUAGUAUGAGUAGGUUUGGUAUGAACCAGGGUGCGUUGUCUCUGUGGUGAGUUAUUAUUCUCACUGAAUCAAACAGGCAGUAUAGAAUCUGAAGAGCUGAAUAGCGAGAGAGAUGAGCCUUGUACAGCAUUAGGAUAGUUCAGGAACAGAGCCAGCUCCAAGCCUUUGCUUAUCUCCAAGCUUCAUACACACAGUUUGAGUUUAGUUUUUCAUACAGAAUGCUGUGUGUUUUCCACUGUCUGUUCUCAGUUGGCACACGCACACACACACACACAUGCAUAAACACACACACGCGUGCACACACACACAGUGCGAGUGUCUGAGACAGGUGGACGUGGAGUCCAGGGACAGCUGAUGUUCCAUCAAUCUGUGAUUGUUUGAGUGACGCAGGAAUUAAGACAAAUGUUUCUCACUGAGACAAAUAGAUCACCAUUAGCGGCAACAUGUUGUGUUCUCUCUUUUGGAAGCGGUUUGCAGUCAGCUCUUAUCUGGAGGUUAUUCAUAUUUUCCCUUGGCAAGAUGUCCCAUCUGCCUUCUGGAGAGCACUGCUUAAUGACAGAGGCUCUUCCAUUCCACACACAAGUACACAUACAGCAGUGGCGGUCGGUGACAUUUAAGAUUUUUUAUUUAUUUAUUUCACCUUUAUUUAACCAGUUAAGCCAGUUGAGAACAAGUUCUCAUUUACAACUGCGACCUGGCCAAGAUAAAGCAAAGCAGUGUGGAAAAAACAACAACAACACAGAGUUACAUAUGGAAUAAACAAAACGUACAGUCAAUAAGACAAUAGAUGAGGGAGGACGAUUGGCCUUAUUUCUAUUAUAUAAUGGAUGACUGUCAUUCAUGUUCCAUUCACCCAGCUCAAUGUAACAUCGAUAGGUUUAGGCUACUACAAGAUACUCAAAUUUUCCCUAUACCCAUAAUUAGGUUGCUACAACCUAGCCUAUGAAUGAACGUUUACAAUGUAGGUGCACAGGUCAAGAGAAAAUUUAGAGUAAUCUAGGUGACAGACAGUGACACAUUCAUCACCGCCUUGCACACUAUUGCCUGCAUCUAGCUGAUCUAGGGUGUAAUCAUUAGUCCAACAGUUGCAAAUGAGAAUUUGUAUUGGACAAAUGCAGGUACUGUAUGUUUAUCCCCAUUUCGUUCCGUUUGCUUACGUUUAAGAAACUUUUUUCAAUAGAAUCGGCAGAAUGAAUACACCCCUGAUCAUACGCAAACACAGAUCACUUUCAUAGCAGCCACAUACAAACAUGAUCAUUUUGCUCGUUGUAGAAUUACUUCUCACAUCUACGUGCUCUCCUCCUCUCACCUUUUCCCUUCGCAUGUGGACUUCAGUGUACAACACAUCAGUUGCCUGUGACCAGGUGAAAAAACCUUUCCAAGCCAAACCUUCAAAUCAUAACCACUAACCGCUACACACAGCCUAGAUAGUUAGCUAACGUCAUAGCUAGUCAACAUACUGUAGCCACUAGAACUAACGCGUUAGUAAACCCACUACAAUCAUGCAGUAAAUUAGUAAAACCAAAAUCUUAUCUUGGAAGAGUUCCAGUGUUGGAUAGCCAUAGCCAGCUAGCUAACAUAGCAUCUCUCUCUGUUUGAGUAGGCUAAAAUAGAUACCUGCAUUCGCUAGUUAAGUGAAAGUUAAAUAAAAUACAAUGAAAUAUAGCUCUCUCUCUCUCUCUCUCUCUCUCUCUCUCUCUCUCUCUCUCUCUCUCUCUCUCUCUCUCUCUCUCUCUCUCUCUCUCUCUCUCGCUUCUCCUUCAUUUUAGUAUAAAUUAAUUUGUUAAAAACUGUUGCAACUAUUCUCUUUCUCUCUCUUUGAGUCAACUACUCAACACAUUUUAUGCACUGCAGUGCUAGCUAGCUGUAGCUUAUGCUUCCAGUGCUAGAUUAAUUAUCUGAUCAUUUGAUUGGGUGGACAACAUGUCAGUUCAUGCUACAAGAGCUCUGAUAGUUUGGAAGUCGUCCUCCGGAAGUUGUCAUAAUUACUGUGAAAGUCUAUGGAAGGGGAUGAGAACCAUGAGCCUCCUAGGUUUUGUAUUGAAGUCAAUGUACCCAGAGGAGGACGGAAACUAGCUGUCCUCCGGCUACACCAUGGUGCUACCCUACAGAGUGCUGUUGACGUGAAUAUAUUUAGUAUAUUUUUAUCUAAAAAGGAUAACUUUUGUAAUGUUUCACUAUUUUUAUUUUAUACAAUUCACUGAAGAUGAUGGUCCUCCCCUUCCUCCUCUGAGGAGCCUCCACUGACAUACAGUACCAGUCAAAAGUUUGGACACACCUACUCAUUCAAUGGAUUUUCUACAUUGUAGAAUAAUAGUGAAGAAAUCAAAACUAUGAAAUAACACAUAUGGAAUCAUGUAGAAACCAAAAAAGUGUUAAACAAAUCAAAAUAUAUUUGAGAUUUUAUAUUAUUCAAAGUAGCCACCCUUUGCCUUGAUGACAGCUUUGCACACUCUUGGCAUUCUCUCAACCAGCUUCACCUGGAAUGCUUUCCAACAUUCUUGAAGGAGUUCCCACAUAUGCUGAGCACCUGUUGGCUGCUUUCCCUUCACUCUGCGGUCCAACUCAUCCCAAACCAUCUCAAUUGGGUUGAGGUCGGGUUAUUGUGGCCAGGUCAUCUGAUGCAGCACUCCAUCACUCUCCUUCUUGGUCAAAUAUCCCUUACACAGCCUGGAGGUGUGUUGGGUCAUUGUCCUGUUGAAAAACAAAUGAUAGUCCCACUAAGUGCAAACCAGAUGGGAUGGCGUAUCGCUGCAAAAUGCUGUGGUAGCCAUGCUGGUUAAGUGUGCCUUGAAUUCUAAAUAAAUCACUGACAGUGUCACCAGCAAAGCACUCCCACACCAUCACACCUCCUCCUCCAUGCUUCACGGUGGGAACCACACAUGCGGAGAUCAUCCGUUCACCUACUCUGCGUCUCACAAAGACACGGCGGUUGGAGCCAAAAAAUCUCAUAUUAGGACUCAUCAGACCAAACGACAGAUUUCCACCGGUCUAAUGUCCAUUGCUCAUGUUUCUUGGCCCAAGAAAGUCUCUUUUUAUUAUUGGUGUCCUUUAGUAGGGGUUUCUUUGCAGCAAUUCAACCAUGAAGGCCUGAUUCACGCAGUCUCCUCUGAACAGUUGAUGUUGAGAUGUGAGACUCUGUGACACAUUUAUUUGGGCUGCAAUUUCUGAGGCUGGUAACUGUAAUUAACUUAUCCUCUGCAGCCGAGGUAACUCUGGGUUUUCCAUUCCUGUGGCGGUCCUCACGAGAGCCAGUUUCAUCAUAGCGCUUGAUGGUUUUUGCGACUGCACUUGAAGAAACUUUCAAAGUUCUUGAAAUGUUCGUAUUGACUGACAUUCAUGUCUUAAAGUAAUGAUGGACUGUCGUUUCUCUUUGCUUAUUUGAGCUGUUCUUGCCAUAAUAUGGACUUGGUCUUUUACCAAAUAGGGCUAUCUUCUGUAUACCACCCGUACCUUGUCACAACACAACUGAUUGGCUCAAGAAAGAAAUUCCACAAAUUAACUUUUAAGAAGGCACACCUGUUAAUUGAAAUGCAUUCCAGGUGACUACCUCAUGAAGCUGGUUGAGAGAAUGCCAAGAGUGUGCAAAGCUGUCAUCAAGGCUUAGGGUGGCUUCUUUGAAGAAUCUCAAAUCUCAAAUAUAUUUUGAUUUGUUUAACACUUUUUUGGUUACUACAUGAUUCCGUAUGUGUUAUUUCAUAGUUUUGAUGUCUUCACUAUAAUUUUACAAUGUAGAAAAUAGAUAAAAUAAAGAUGAGUAGGUGUGUCCAAACUUUUGACUGGUACUGUAAAUACACUUACACACAUACGUACACACAUGCACACACUCCAUAUGCUUCAGCACGGGUGCCUUGAGGUCAUUUUAACAUUAUUGGGUAUCUGGGCUCUUCGAGAAAGGGAUUUGCAUAGUGCUGCAUAGCACCAUUGUUUCGUUUAUCAGAUGGUACACUAGUUUAUAACAUGGCUUAUUCAAGGGAACAAUCAAAAAUACCAUUCAAUUGAAGUUACACUUUGAGAUACCAUCUACCAUCUUCAAACAGUUAUAUGAUAAUAUUUCUAGUAUGUAAUUACAUUGUAACACAGGCCAGAUUAAGUCUCAGAAUAAGCAUUGUUUUUUAUUCUUCACAAAUACUAUUAUUGUCAAGCAAAAUCCUUCUCCUACCGUACCCUAGCAUAACUGUCUUAUAAGACAAGGGAAAACUAAACAUAAUGGGCUUGUUUAUGAUAUUUACUCCCACUUUGGCUGCAUCUAGCUGGAUCAAUCAGUUAUAUUACAGCUAACGGAGGGAGGGGAGGGGAAAGAGAGAGUGUGGGGGCGGGCGUUCAUAAAGCUUAUAGAUUCACGAAUCAUAUCGUUAAUGAAAUGCAAGCAGGCAACCGUAGAGGCAGAGCAUCGGCAGCAUGAUUCCAUGAUUUAUUUGGACUGGGCUGACGGUAAACAGCUGCUUUAUUUGUCCUGUAAAAGCUUUUGCUUGCUUCUGCCCCUGUUAACAAGCCAUUACUGUGAGUUAUGUUGCACACUCCCUCCCCAGACCCCACCUCUGCAACUUUCCCCCGCCAUAGUAAUGCGAUUUGUUUACAGAAAAGGAUCAUGUGCGGUUUUAAUCCACUCUGUCAGUCAGGGUGUAAGAGCUUCGUAGCUCUCUGUUUUGCUGGUUUGGUUGGCAUGUGGUGUAUUUAAAUGGAGAGGAAGUAGUUACUAUGACUCACAGUCGAUAUGAUUUAGCUGUUGAAGAAGAAAUGUUCUUAUAUCAUUACGUUAUUGAAAAAUCCCUUUAAAAAUCCUCAAUAUAAAUCAUCUCCUCUUCUUCCUACCCUCCUCUUUCUCUCUCCUUUCCCUCCUUCAGGUGGAGAACCCUUCCCAGUUCAUCCAGGGCUAUCGUAUUCUGUACAGGCAGACAUCAGGCCUGCCCUCCCCGGGGGCCUGGCAGGUGCAGGACCUCAAGGUCCCCUCAGAGAGAGACGUGGCUCUGUUUGGCCUGAAGAAGGGUGUUGUCUAUGAGAUAAAAGUGCGUCCGUACUUCAAUGAGUUCCAGGGAGCAGACAGUGAAUCAAUGACAGCACGCACCUUGGAGGAAGGUAAAGGACCUUUACCGACUCAAUAUGUGUAGUGACGCAACAAAAAGAUAUUGCCAACUGUGUAGGAGGUAUUAUUUUCAGGAAACUCCUGAAAUUGUUUUACAUCAAUGCUACUUGUUUGCUACAUCAGGUAAUGGCCACAUACUGUACCUAGAAGCUGAUACAGAAUGUCAUUACACACCCACACACACUCUCUGCAAACAGACACACUCAAGAGAAGACACACAAAUACAGAGUGAUGCGGUGGCAUCUCCCCUGUGGCAGAACUCUGAGACAUCUCUGCUCUGAAGCGGGGGAGGCUGUUUCCUGUAACACCAGCUCAAACAUUUACAUUUUAGUAAUUUAGCAGACGCUCUUAUCCAGAGUGACUUACAGUUAGUGAGUGCAUACAUUUGUUUAAAUAUUUUUUUUAUACUGGUCCCCCGUGGGUAACAAACCCACAACCCUGGCGUAGCAAACGCCAUGCUCUACCAACUGAGCUACACGGGACCUCUGCUUCUCUCACCUGCAUCUCUCCCUGUUCCUCUUUCUGCUCUCCCUGGACACCUGCUGUAACAUCGCCUGCCAUGCCCCUGUUGCAUACAACAUUCAUGCUGUGAUUUUAUGAGGUUACCUUCCUCCCUCCAACCCUUCUCUUUCUUUCUUUCUUUCUUUCUUUCUUUCUUUCUUUCUUUCUUUCUUUCUUUCUUUCUUUCUUUCUUUCUUUCUUUCUUUCUUUCUUUCUUUCUUUCUUUCUUUCUUUCUUUCUUUCUUUCUUUCUUUCUUUCUCUCUCACUCUCUCUCGCCGCCUCUCCAUCAUAUACAUGCAUAAAUUAAACGUCUCAAACAUUGAUGUCAGUCAGAGGUUUGAACAGAAGCUCAAGUUACAUGGGUGUCUCAGGUUAAGAUUCAGCCUGCAGAUGUCCGCUAUCUGUUUUAAUCCCCAUACAUCCUUUGAAGGUGAAGGGUCUGAGUGGUCUAGCUGCCCACACAGGGGAUCAAGAGUGUUUUGUAGAUCUCAAACGAUUGGACUUGGGGUUGCCAUAGUGUCACUUAGCACAUGACGCGGCACACCACGGGUCACAUUUCUGCCGCCGAUACAUCACAGAGCUAAUGGACUUAUUAGCAUCUCUUUUAUUACUGUACACCAGAAUGGAGUGCUUUCAUUUAGCUCAGAUAUGCAUAAUGCGCGCCUUUGUGUGUUGGCCGUGAUUCAUUAACAUGAAGGCCAAUAGUAUUGUGUAGCAUUAGAGAUUCUAAUUGGCUGUUCAACUAGAUGGAUUGCUAUAGUAGAUCCCCCUAAACCUAUGAAGGCCCCAAGAGACCUCUGGUACUUUGUUACUCUGUUGCAACUUUAAAAGAGAGAAAAGGGAAUGAGAAAUUAGAAAAAGCAAAAUGUAAGUAUACUCUAAGGAAUGAAGGUUGGAGAGAGGAAGAUAAAGAGAGAUAUAGUCAGGAAGCAUGAAGUGUAUAGAGUGCUGUCAUUUCUGUAUGUGGUGGUGGCUCCCCCAAGCAGCAAAUGACAAUGCCACUGCUUUAACAUAUUUUGGCUUUAACACAUUUUGUUAAUGCAGUGGCAUUGUGCUUUGCUGCUGCUACAGAGAAAGCCUGCCUCACUGAAUUAUUUUAAUAUAAAUCAAGGCAGUGCUCUCUGUUGUGCUCUGGCAAACAGCAACGGCAGGCAGCAGCAGCAGCAGUUUUCUGUUGGAAUGAGAAUAUCGGUAUGUGGUAAUAUUUAUGUUGAUGUGUUUUGUUUUGUUGUGUCUCCCCAUGCAGCACCCAGCGCUCCUCCUCAGCAGGUGACAGUGCUGACAGUGGGGAACCAUAACAGCACCUCCAUCAGUGUGUCCUGGGACCCCCCUCCCACAGACCACCAGAACGGCAUCAUCCAGGAGUACAAGGUAGGGAACAGCCAUCUGUAUAGGAGACAGUAGAGUCUUAUAUUGAGAAGAAAGGCUCUGGUAUACAGGUUCACUGUAUGUGUAUUGUGUAUAAAUAUUACAAUACAUUUUUACAUUGCACUGUUGAGGAACCUUGCUAGUAAGCAUUUUAUUACACUGUUUACCUGUGCCAAUAAACUUUGAUUUGAUUUAAAAUUGGGUAUCAACUGUCUCUCAUCACAAAUUCCUGUCCCUGUCCCUGUGUGUGUGUGUGUGUGUGUGUGUGUAUGUGUGUUAGAUCUGGUGCCUGGCAAAUGAGACCCAUUUCCAUGUGAAUAAGACGGUGGAUGCGGCCAUCCGUUCGGUGGUGGUGGGGGGUCUGCAGGCGGGGGUGCAGUACCGUGUGGAGGUGGCGGCAGGCACCAGCUCUGGGGUGGGAGUGAAGAGCGAGCCCCAGCCUAUUAUCAUAGGUAACACACAAACACACAGGGUACAGGGUCUAAGGCAACCCACAUAAUAGCAGGGAACCCUAAUCUGAUUCACAGGCAGGCGGUCCGGAAGAAGGAUUGAUCAAUUUAUUGCGCUUGGAAAUAAGAUGAUUGUGCAUUGUCGGAGAUAACAUGUGUACGGUUUGAAACGAGGGGUUCAGUGAAUUCUGUAAGGCAUGCUCCAUACAUAGCGCUCUAUCAGGAAAUCAAUAGCAGUUCAUUUAGUGUAGGGUCCAGUAACAAUGUGGUGAGUGCUGUUAGCCAUAAUAAUAAUCCUCGAUAUCUGUGUGGCCAUCGCUAAAAAUUGUAGACAGUGUUAUUGGGGUGGGUUUAUCAUCCUAUCACAUCUAAUCAAACAGCUGAAGGAUGCGCUGAGUAUAUAGGCCUAAAAUCAAUAUCAGAACCAGGCCAGACGCUCUUCAUCCGUGACUUUUGACUGAUGUGUGGAGAAAAUAUCCUUAACGGCCAGAGACAGGCAAACAGAGGCCUGUGGACUAAGGCUUAAUGACUGGGACUGGUGCUCCUGCUCACGCUGGAGACUGUGAAUCUAAUUUCACAGCACAGUAGCUGCAGCAGAAAAUCAAAAUCUGUCUGAUCUGCUCUGUCAAUCUCCUGUCUCGGAGCUCAAAUUGAUGAGAGCACUGCUGAAUUGAUGAACUCUCUGCCCACAUAUUGCAGUUUUUUAUGGUUUCGAUGGUGUGUUUUUUAUUUGAUAUUCUUUAUCUAUAGUGUUUCAUAGUGUUGUAUUGCUUUAACCCUAGAAUAUAACUGUAACGUGAUUGUAUCUUUCGUAUAGAGUUUAUUGUUUUUAAAUCAUAUAGUAUAUUUUGAUAUUAACUAUUGAUAAACAUUGAUUUUAAUCGCUUUUGAGAGAUGUUAUCCGUUGACUGGUUUAGGUCUACUGGACAACAAAGCACUAUCCAUCCACCAGAUGCCAUGGUGUCAAUCUGAUGGGUGUCUCUUGUCCCCUGUCCCCUCCUGUCUGUCCCCAGGUGCAGAGCUGCGUGAUGUGAUGAAGGGGGCGGAGGGCAACAACAGCAUCUCAGACGUGGUGAAGCAGCCGGCCUUCAUCGCUGGGCUGGGAGGGGCCUGCUGGAUCGUCCUCAUGGGCUUCAGCGCCUGGCUGUACUGGAGGAGGAAGAAGAGGAAGGGCCUCAGCAACUACGCAGGUCAGAACCACUAUAUACUGUUACGGAUACAGGCCUGAGUUAUAUCAACAGAGAUCAGAGACACUAUGCAGGUCAGAACCACUAUAUGCUGUUACAGAUACAGGCCUGAGUUAUAUCAACAGAGAUCAGAGACACUACGCAGGUCAGAACCACUAUAUACUGUUGCAGAUACAGGCCUGAGUUAUAUCAACAGAGAUCAGAGACACUAUGCAGGUCAGAACCACUAUAUACUGUUGCAGAUACAGGCCUGAGUUAUAUCAACAGAGAUCAGAGACACUAUGCAGGUCAGAACCACUAUAUACUGUUGCAGAUACAGGCCUGAGUUAUAUCAACAGAGAUCAGAGACACUACGCAGACACAUUACAGAGUAGAUAAGCUUUACCAACUAUCUUUAGAGGAUGUGUCUAGCGUGAGUUAGUGGAAUCCCAGAGGUAAUAGACAGAGGUGUUUUGGCUUGAUGGUGUAUCAUUUAAUGCACAACAAAGGUAGAGAUAUUCAAUUCAGACGGAAAUAAGUCCUAUUUGCCUUAAUCCAUUGUGCACCUAUGUGCAUCGGCUGUAAACACAAUCCCAUCAAAACUUCACCUUAAGACUCAAAUACACUUAUUUGAAAUAAGUAAUUCACAUUCCCUUUCAUUAUGUGACCGUGACCCAUAUUGUUCACACAUUAGCCGUAAAUGCAUUCUCCAGAUUUAGGUACGCAAUUUUUUCGAUCGGCCCUCCGAGGGGGAGGGGGGAGGGAGACUAUUGUCAUUAUAAUGUGUAUUGCUAUCACCAUGCUUCAGUGGCUGGGGUGGAAACCAUGUUGAUUACCUAAUUCAAUAGUGAUUUACUUUAUUCACCAUCGCUGCUCCUCUGAUCCCACCUUUUCUCAGAGCAAAUGUAUCUUCAAUAUCCAGUUGAAUGUUUCUGUCUCCGUUUUUGCUGCCUGCUUUGUAUUUCUCAUCCAUACUCUAGUUAUUCUUUGUCACAUUUUUCCUGAUGAAAAUAUGACUACCAUCGUCAAAAGGAUGGUGUUUGCAUCUUUUUUAUGUCUGUGGCUGUGUUCAUGUUUGUUUAUGCUGAUGUUACAUCGAUUGUGUCGACACUACAGUGUCGGCAGGCUUUUAACACACACACACUGUCUUUUUGUUUUGCAGUUCAGUCCUUCACCUUUACCCGUGCAGGUAUUGACCAUUUGUCCUGUCUUGUCACCUAACUUUGGAUAUUGGGCUAUAGCACUAGAAUAUGUUUUGAGAAUAUAUAUGAUAAAAAUAUAUAACAGCUUGAAACACAUUCAAUCUUAACAGAGCACUCUUCUGAUUAAAAUUCUUCCCUCUCUCUCUCUCUCUCCCUGCUCCUUGCCAUCUCUCUCUGGUUGGACCACAGUGACAUUCCAACGAGACAGAGGCCUGAUUGGAAAUGGAAGGUGAGGAUCACACCUCUGUCUAUAACCUUUCCAUAAUACAAUCAAAAUCCUUAUUAAGUCAUUCAACCCUCCCAUCACUCAAACACAUUGGCAUGCAGAGAUUACAGUAGCAAAUAAAUAUUAGAAGUGAUGAUCCAUCCGUCCAUCCAUGGUGUGAUGAUGGAACUUGAUCAACCUUCAUGGAGGGCACAAAGUCAUUGGAAUAUGAAUUCACUUCCUAUAUGUUCCAACGCUCCUCCACUUAUUCAUCCUGGUGCAACACAUGGUUUGAUGUAUCGAUUGAUUGAGUCAUCAAUUACUCCCGUGAAAUUAUCAGAAACGAUGAAUGCAGGCAGAGCAGGUUUUUUUAUUGGCUCGUUCAUCCUGUGCGGUGGGGCUGGUGGCGGCAUUGCCAGGGGGUGAUGAAUUUGCCUGUCGACUGACAGGCUGCCGCAUGGCUCACAGCACACCUCCAGAAUGCAAGCAUAUGUAAUGAUGUAAAGUGAUAAUGACCCAGGGGAUAGGGGCCGGAGAGGAGACUCCCCAGUCCCACUGAACCCCAGGCAGGCAGGCAGGCAAAUCAAAUCAAAGUUUAUUGGUCGCAUCCACCGUUUUGCAGAUGUUAUCGCAGGUGCAGUGAAAUGAUUAUUAAUGCUUUCAGACACUGGCAGUAUAGGAAUGUAGAUCACCCCUGUCUUCUACAGCUAGUCUAGUGUGGUCUGUCUUACAGAGAUACUGUCACGAUCGUUGACGAACGGGACGGACCAAGGCGCAGCGUGAUAUGCAUACAUGUUUAUUUAUAUAGAAUAAACACCACGACAAAACAACAAAUGAAACGAAACGUGAAGUCCAAGGUAGACAAACAACAUACCUCACACGGAACAAGAUCCCACAACCCACUAGUGCCAAUAGGCUGCCUAAGUAUGGUCCCCAAUCAGAGACAACGAGCGACAGCUGCCUCUGAUUGAGAACCACACCGGCCAACAUAGAUCUAGACAUACUAGAUUCUACAACAAUGAACAAACACAACACCGAAUAUACACACCCUGACUCAACAAAUAAACGUCCCCUGAGUCAGGGCGUGACAGUACCCCCCCCCAAAGGUGCGGACUCCGACCGCGCCACAUAAACAUAACAGGGUAGGGGCCGGGUGGGCAUUCCGCCUCGGAGGCGGAUCCGGCUCCGGGCGUGACCACCACCUAUUCUCCGCCUCCCUGUUGCGCCCCUGGUCAGGUCUGGACCUCGGCGCGCUGCUUCCCCUCUCCUUCCUCCCACGAAGUACCAAGCCCUGUCUGGACCCUGGUGUGGGAGACCCCGAACCUGGAGAGAGGCUAACGUCUGGGUCUGGACUGGAACCACUGACUGGAGCUGGACCCGACGACGGUGGAGCGAACUGCUCUGGCUCCGGAGUGGAGCCGCUGACCGGAGCUGGAUCAGGCACCGGUGGAGCGGACUGCUCUGGCUCCGGAGUGGAGCCGCUGACCGGAGCUGGACUGGACCCCGGUGGAGCGGAUUGCUCUGGCUCCAGAGUGGAGCAGCUGACCGGAGCUGAACUGAGCACCGGUGGAGCGGACUGCUCUGGCUCCGGAGUGGAUCCGCUGACCGGAGCUGGACUGGACCCCGGUGGAGCAGAUUGCUCUGGCUCCGGAGUGGAGCAGCUGACCGGAGCUGAACUGGGCACCGGUGAGACAGGCCGGACCGGGCUGGCGACGCGCCCAACUGGCUUGCUGCGAGGGACAGGAACAGGCCGGACCGGGCUGGCGACGUGCACCACUGGCUUGGUGCGAGGGGCAGGAACAGGCCGGGCCGGGCUGGCGACGCGCAUCACUGGUUUAGUGCGAGGGACAGGAACAGGCCGGACCGGGCUGGCGACGCGCACCACUGGCUUGGUGCGAGGGACAGGAACAGGCCGGGCCGGGCUGGCGACGCGCAUCACUGGUUUAGUGCGAGGGACAGGAACAGGCCGGACCGGGCUGGCGACGCGCACCACUGGCUUGGUGCGAGGGACAGGAACAGGUCGGACCGGGCUGGCGACGCGCACCACUGUCUUGGUGCGAGGAGCAGGAACAGGCCGGGCCGGGCUGGCGACGCGCACCACUGGCUUGGUGCGAGGGACAGGAACAGGCCGGACCGGGCUGGCGACGCGCACCACUGGCUUGGUGCGAGGGACAGGAACAGGCCGGACCGGGCUGGCGACACGCACCACUGGCUUGGUGCGAGUGACAGGAACAGGCCAGACCGGGCUGGCGACGCGCACCACUGGCUUGGUGCGAGAGACAGGAACAGGCCGGGCCGGGCUGGCGACGCACACCACUGGCUUGGUACGAGGCGCAGGAACAGGCCGGACCGGGCUGGCGACGCGCACCACUGGCUUGAUGCGAGGAGCAGGAACGGGUCGGGCCGUACUGGGAACACGCACCACUGGCUUAGUGCGGGGAGCAGGAGCAGGAACGGGCCGGACCGGACUGGCGACACGCACCACUUGCUUGGUGCGAGGAGCGGGACUGGGUUCCUUUAUAAACCCCCUUCUGCUGCCUAACCAACUCCUCUCGCCGUGCCUCUACACCUUCCUUCUCCCUUUUUGCCUCCUGUAGCACCUCCCUCUGACUGAAUAACUCCAGCUCCCUCUGAACCAAUAGCCCCCGUAACCUGGUGGCCUCCUCUCCUAACCUGCAGAUCCGCCCUGUCGCGGCCUCCUGCUGCCUCGUCGUCCACACCGUGUGCCCCCAAAAAACAUUUCUUGGGGUUGCCUCUCGGGUCUCCGUCGUCGGCACGGUUGGCGCCGUUUCUCCUCUCCUGCCUGGGCAUUUACCUUCGCCCAUGGCCCUUUCCCCGCAAAUAUCUCCUCCCAUGACCACAAUUUGCCCACCUGUGACAUCGCUACUCGCUCUUCCUGGGCACGCUGCUUGGUCCUCGUUUGGUGGAAUCUUCUGUCACGAUCGUUGACGAACGGGACGGACCAAGGCGCAGCGUGAUAUGCAUACAUGUUUAUUUAUAUAGAAUAAACACCACGACAAAACAACAAAUGAAACGAAACGUGAAGUCCAAGGUAGACAAACAACAUACCUCACACGGAACAAGAUCCCACAACCCACUAGUGCCAAUAGGCUGCCCAAGUAUGGUCCCCAAUCAGAGACAACGAGCGACAGCUGCCUCUGAUUGAGAACCACACCGGCCAACAUAGAUCUAGACAUACUAGAUUCUACAACAAUGAACAAACACAACACGGAAUAUACACACCCUGACUCAACAAAUAAACGUCCCCUGAGUCAGGGCGUGACAGAUACGUAGCUCUGAAUAUCACUGGCUGAAUAUCACUGGCUGAAUAUCACUGGCUGAAUAUCAUUGGGCACUGACUCAGUGAGAAUGAAGAGAGAUCCUCCAGGAGCUAGGGAUCAGACUCUUCCUCUCCCUCUGUCUUUCUCUCUGCUUUCUUGUGUUUCUUCUAUUUCCUCUCUCUUUCUCUACUUUGUCACACCUGAGCAGGCAGAUCCAGUCCUGAGCUGAAACAAAUGUAGCAAAACAAAUACGCUAAAAACAAACUGUGCGUUGUGUUGCCUGAGUCCACAAGUGUGUAUUUGUGUGUGUAUGUGUGUGCGUGCGUGUGUAUUAUUGGAUGUGUGUGUCUGUGUAAAUUUGUGUGAACAUGCCUGUGUGAUUUAAUAUGGAAAUUACUCCCAUACUUGUUUAAACACCUUUAAAGCCAUCACAAGUCAGAUGUGUACAAUUCCCUGAGCGCUUGGCAGGCUUGGCUCACAGGGAAAUGCAUUUGUGGACUACUGCAUGAAUUAACCAAAUGCAAACAAAGGCAUGUGAGGCAUGUGACUGAGGACUCUCUUUAUACCAACAACUAGAUAAGGUAAUAGGGUAAAAGCAUGGAUAUAAAAUUGUGAAAAAUACAGAUACAGUAUAUGAUCUUAAUUUGAUCACUGUUGUUGCUGAGAAUUUUCUUGAGCCGCAGGAAAUAAAGAUGAGCUUUGUGAUUUACAUAAAACCCACACUAACACAUUAUAUUAACAGCAUUUGCACUUUUCAUGUAGCCUCAUUUUGACCAGCUAACCACCGACCAUGGCAUCCUAACCACCGAUCAAGUGACACUAAAUGUUCAAAUCCUGUUGCUGCAGGAUUAUUUUUCUGUGACAAUACAGGUCAAAUUAAGUACCUUUAUCUGUUCAUUAUUCUACUCCUAGUAACAAAAUAUAAUAUAAUAAAUAUUUCUGUAUUUAUUUCAGACAAUGGAGUGAAAUUGCCAAUUUCCUGUGCAAUAUGGGAGAGGUGGUUUCACCAAACCAUCCUAUGAGCGUUGCCGGUUGUGUUGCUAUGGAGACACUACCCAACUUCCCCGGGCUGGCAGGCUAACCGCCAGAAGGCCCUCCAUGAUUCUACAUUUAAAAUGGAAAUUUCUGUAGUGCUGGGCUCUAAAACUGAUUUAAUGUCUGUGCAUUUAGUCCUGGUCCAUUUCCCCAGGGGAGUUUAGGGGCACUAAAGCCCAGCACUGAUUUGUAGACUUGUCAGUUUUUUAUGUCUCUCUGUUUGCUUGUUUAUUGUUGCCUCUACUCCAGGCUGCUCCCGAGGAGCAGAUAUGCUGAAUGAGGUUCCACAGCAAUUUGUUGUUGAACCAGUCGGUAUAACAACAUGUGAGAAAAUGAAUAAUAUCGCUGGGAUUCAGACAGCACCAGAGUUUUGCCUAAUAACAAUCUCACAUUCCCUCCCCUCUCUCCCAUUCUCUCUAUGUAUCACUUCUUUCUCCCGCCCUCUCCUCUCUAUAUAUCUCUCUAAAAACAGUCAUCCUGGUCUGCUGAAAGCCGGUGACCCAGGAUUCCCCUGGUUGGCUGACUCCUGGCCCUCCACCAGCCUGCCAGCAAAUGGGGGCUUGGGAGGUACCAAGGACCGAGGAAACUUUGGCAGAGGA